UUUAAGCUGUUUGGAAGUUCACGUGACCCACUAAGUGCCGGGCCCCAGCGGUCACGUGAUGGCGCGCGCGCCCUCGCGCAGGGAUAGCCGGCUGGCGCUGUGCGCGCGCCUUUGCCGCUGUCUCCCUGCCCCUCGACGGGAGGGUGAGGAGCGGCGGAGUCAUCGGGCGACUGGGGCCGGGUGCGCUUGCGCAGCGAACAGCUGUCACCCAGUGCGGAACAAGUCUCCCAAAUUUCCCGAAUCUCCCUGGGCCGGAGGCCACCGUUUGCCUUCUCACCUUCCUCUUCUGGGUCGUGUCCUUUCCCCCGCCUGCGCGCCAGAGACUGCCCCAGCCAUCAUGGAGGUGGCCAAGGUGGAGAGUCCGCUCAACCCCAGCUGUAAGAUCAUGACCUUCAGGCCCUGCAUGGAGGAAUUCCGAGAGUUCAACAAAUACCUCGCAUACAUGGAGUCUAAAGGAGCCCAUCGAGCGGGUCUUGCAAAGGUGAUUCCUCCUAAGGAGUGGAAGCCAAGGCAGUGCUAUGAUGACAUUGACAAUUUGCUUAUUCCAGCGCCAAUUCAGCAGAUGGUCACAGGGCAGUCAGGACUGUUUACUCAAUACAACAUCCAGAAAAAAGCCAUGACAGUGAAGGAGUUCAGGCAGCUGGCCAACAGUGGCAAGUAUUGUACUCCGAGAUACUUGGAUUAUGAAGAUUUGGAGCGCAAGUAUUGGAAGAACUUAACCUUCGUGGCACCUAUCUAUGGUGCAGACAUUAAUGGGAGCAUAUAUGAUGAGCAAAAGAAAUUAAGUUUUAACAUCAUGGCAACCUUGGCCUUGCCCAGAAGAAACUGCUGCAGACAUAUUAUUUGCCCAUUAAUGGGGAAAAUUUCAAUAGGUGUGGAUGAAUGGAACAUAGCCCACCUAAACACGGUCUUGGAUGUGGUUGAGGAAGAGUGCGGUAUUUCUAUUGAGGGUGUAAAUACUCCUUAUCUCUAUUUUGGCAUGUGGAAAACCACAUUUGCGUGGCACACAGAGGAUAUGGACCUCUACAGCAUUAAUUAUCUCCACUUUGGAGAGCCCAAGUCUUGGUAUGCAAUACCCCCAGAGCAUGGAAAACGACUGGAGAGAUUAGCUCAAGGUUUUUUCCCAAGCAGUUCUCAAGGGUGUGAUGCAUUUCUUCGCCACAAGAUGACACUGAUAUCUCCCUCAGUAUUGAAGAAAUAUGGUAUUCCCUUUGACAAGAUCACCCAGGAGGCUGGCGAAUUUAUGAUCACUUUCCCAUAUGGCUACCAUGCUGGUUUUAAUCAUGGUUUCAACUGUGCAGAAUCUACAAAUUUUGCUACUGUCAGAUGGAUUGACUAUGGGAAAGUUGCCAAAUUGUGCACCUGCAGGAAAGACAUGGUGAAAAUUUCAAUGGAUAUCUUUGUGAGGAAAUUUCAGCCAGACAGAUACCAGCUUUGGAAACAAGGAAAGGAUAUAUAUACCAUUGAUCACACGAAGCCUACUCCAGAAUCCACCCCUGAAGUAAAAGCAUGGCUGCAGAGGAGGAGGAAAGUAAGAAAAGCAUCCAGGAGCUUCCAGUGCACUAGCUCUCACUCUAAGAGGCCUAAGAAUGAGGAGGAUGAGGAAGUGUCAGCUGCAGUUGAUGGGGCAGAGGGCCCCACUCCUGACCCAGACCCAGAUGAGCUCAAGGACAGUGAAAAGCCAGAAGAAGCAGUGAAACUAGCAAACACAGAAGCACCUUCAGAGGAAGAGGCCUCUGCUAGCAGGAUGCAGCAGGAUCACAAUUUAUCAGAUAAUAUCAGAUUCGCAGGAAACGUCUGCCUAAGCACACCUGUGGCAGAGAAAAUCAAAACUGAGGCUGACCAAACCUGUGGCACAAUUCCGCCUUCAAAUCCCAGUGAUGCUGACGAUUCCAUGUCUAGUGGCCAUGUUAUGUCUAAGGAAUCAGAGCCACCCAAGCUUCCAUGGCCAAAGUCACCUGAGUCGUGCUUCUCUGUGGUGGAGAGUAACAGUGCUUUGACAGAGGGAGAAGAGAGUGAUGUGGAGAGCCAUGGGGUAGGCCUUGAACCUGGGGAAGUCCCAGAGGUCCCCAGUGGAGAGAGAAAUGGCUUCAAAGCCCCCAGUAGCAUAGAAGGAGAAACCAAAACUGCUAAAAGUUGGCGCCAUCCACUUAGUAAACCUCCAGCAAGAUCCCCAAUGACUCUGGUGAAGCAGCAGGCAACGAGUGAUGAAGAGUUGCCUGAGGUUCCAUCGAUUGAGGAGGAAGUGGAAGAAACUGAGUCUUGGGCAAAGCCUCUGGUCCACCUUUGGCAGACAAAGUCCCCAAACUUCGUGGCCGAGCAGGAGUAUAAUGCAGCCAUGGGCAGAAUGGAGCCGCACUGUGCCGUCUGUGCUCUGCUUAUGCCCUACUACAAGCCAGAUAGCAGCAAUGAAGAAAAUGAUUCCAGAUGGGAGACAAAAUUAGAUGAAGUGGUUACUUCAGGAGGAAAGACUAAGCCCCUCAUUCCAGAGAUGUGUUUUAUUUAUAGUGAGGAAAAUAUAGAAUAUUCUCCACCUAACGCCUUCCUGGAAGAGGAUGGAACAAGUCUUCUGAUUUCCUGUGCAAAGUGCCGCGUACGGGUUCAUGCAAGUUGUUAUGGUAUCCCUUCUCAUGAGAUCUGUGAUGGAUGGCUAUGUGCCCGGUGCAAAAGAAAUGCAUGGACAGCAGAGUGCUGUCUCUGCAAUUUGAGAGGGGGUGCUCUUAAGGAAACUAAGAACAAUAAGUGGGCCCAUGUCAUGUGCGCUGUUGCGGUCCCAGAAGUCCGAUUCACUAAUGUUCCAGAAAGGACACAGAUAGAUGUAGGCAGAAUACCUUUACAGAGGUUAAAAUUGUUUAAAAGAGAAAACAAACACUGACACGAGAGAGAGGCAGAAGUCAUCUUCCAUGACUCUUCAGACUGCUGUUUCUACUUGCUUUCAAGAAAUCUCAUGUUUAGCCUUUAUUUUGCCCUUUCUUUCAUUUUACUGUGCUGUUACUUUGUUUAUAAGUGCAUUCUAAUAUGAUGCUCUGAGUGCAAAAACCGUAACACCCAAAAGGGUGAAAAGUUGUGUAAAAAUUGAUACAGAAAGAAGAAAAAAGAAUGAAUACAAUAAACCUUAUAUCACAUUACAUUUUAUGUGCAAACUGCUUUUCAACUAUUGCUGUUUACUUAUAUAAAUUUGUUUUCAUUACUCAAUUGAUACAUAUUCUAUCUGUGAAUAUUGUUUGGGCCUUUAUGAUUAGAACAAAAUGCAUUAGUUUUUUCCAUUAAAACUAAUAAAAAUAUUUUUCACUGGGAAAAAUAAACCACCAAAAAGAAACAAAAACAUUUGCCAGAAUUAGGACUGUAGGGCAGGUUAUAAAGAAAGAUGUUGAGUUCAUGACAUGCUACAACAUUUAAUGCUUAGUGUGACAAAUGCUAACAAAUGUCUUACAUUUUAAUAUUUUUCUGAUGUACAAGUAAUAUAUAUUUGCAAAAAUUCAAACACUACAUUUAACAACCACCUUUGGUUCUCUCUUCUGAAAGAUGAUUUCUAUUAUCAGUUUAAUGCUUCUUGGAAUAGUGGUCAUUGCUCUUGAUGCUUCCCUUUAAGGACCUAUGUGCUGGCUUCUCUUGUCCACGAAUGCUUCCUUAGUGAUCUGCCGUCACUCACACCAGUCUCAAAGGGGUUUUAAGGGAACAGCAGGGAGGGACAGCAUGGAUCAUUUCCGUGCCAGUCAGCAAAUUUUAUUUGCUGUAUUUCAGAAAUGUGAAAUCUGAUGGUUGCAUCUGAAAGUGGUACAAGGUUGCCACCUUGAUUGUGUAUGUUACAUAUUCUUUAUAGAAGGUUUUCCGUCCUUAAACAAUUGGCAACUUUAAAAGAAUAUGUCUUGACUGAAUUUCAGAUCACCUAAACUCUAUUUCAAAUGACAAUGGAGAGCUCUUUAUUGACAUACAGAUAUUCAUGACACAUAUUUGAGUGAAAACAGCAGGCUGUAGAUCAGAUUUUUUUUUUCUGUUUUUAAUAUAAUUUUAUAUGCAUGGCGAGUUUUUUGGAAUGAUGUUUAUCAGAAUGCUCAAAGUGGUUAUCUUAAGUGGGAAAAUACAAGGGAAAACUUAAUUUUGGGAGGGAAAAAAAAAUCACUCAAAAAUUCUAUGAUAGUUUGAAAGGGUACAAUGGCCAGAAAGAAGUGUGGGUGACUUUUUCACUAGAAAUCCUCAAGAAAGCACCAUGACUCUGUUACAUCUCCGGUAGUAUGGCGUCUGUGCCGCAGCCUUGCUCACUGUCUCUUGGUGAUUGGACUCAGGCUGGCUUUGAAUAACAGAAUUUAUAAAUGAUCACUUGUAUGUGGGGUGGGUGGAAUGCACCUUUCCAGGAAAUAGGAUACUCUGCCCUGAACAUAUAAUCAAGUGUUCCUAAUAUCAGCAUUCUUUUGAAGUUUAAUUAAGCUAAUAAGUGCACAUCCAGCUAGAAGUCUGAGCAGUAGUUUUGUGGUAUUUCAUCCAGGCCAAGCUAAGUCUAGAUGGAUUAUUUUACUAUGUCUAUUUAGUGAAUGUAUGUGUAUCUUCUGGUGUCAGUUUCAGUCUUUUUUCUGGAGCUGUAGCCAACUCUUUUCGGGAUGCUAGGUUGUUCACCCAUCUUCUUAUUUACACAGAUAUGAGGGGGGGAAUAUAAGAAUUAGAUGUCAGUGUCAAUGUAUUUCACCAAACAGUUAUUACCUUACCUUGCCAAAUACUUAGUGUACAUUUUUGAGUAAGACAUUGUUCCUGUCUUCUAGCAUCUUAUAGUCUAGACUGGGCUUUCUCAACUUUGGCCCUCUUGACCUUUUAGACAAGUUAAUUGUUUGUUGUGGGUGACUGUCACGUGUAUCAUAGAUUCCAGCAUCCCUGACCAAACAGGCAGUACCAAAAGUUAUAAAUUUCUAGUUAUAAGAUAAGCACUAGGGCUGUAAUGACAACUUCAUGACUAUAGCUGAGACUGCUGUGGGAUAUGUAGGAAAGUUCCCAAGAGAGUAAAUCCUAUGAAUUCUUAUCAGAAGGGUAACUUUUUUCCUUUUUUUAAAAAAAUUUCUUUUUGUUGUUUCUAUAUGAGAAGAUGGAUGUUAGCUGGACAUACAGUGGUAAUCAUUUCACAGUAUGUGUAAAUCAAACCAUCAUGCUCUAUGCCUUAAACUUGUAUAGUGAUGCAUGUCAAUUUUCUCAAUAAAACUGGAUAAAAGUAGCCAAUGCCAGAUAUCCCUUGGGGGUAAAAUCACCCCCAUUUGAGAACCCAGUGGUCUACAGGGAAGACAUAAACAUAAGGAGAAAAUUUUCUUUUUUGUCAUUUUCAGAAAGGGAAUAUCUUGGUUCAA
Molecule: messenger RNA, 5330 nt
Organism: Kogia breviceps (pygmy sperm whale)
Lineage: Eukaryota; Metazoa; Chordata; Mammalia; Artiodactyla; Physeteridae
Source: RefSeq, a predicted model, not a curated record